This is a messenger RNA of Gambusia affinis (western mosquitofish), 2920 nucleotides long. RefSeq names its product connector enhancer of kinase suppressor of ras 3-like. Gene Ontology annotation, cellular component: membrane; cytoplasm. The transcript has 13 exons. The record is from RefSeq and is a predicted model, not a curated record. NCBI's taxonomy places the organism in Eukaryota, Metazoa, Chordata, Actinopteri, Cyprinodontiformes, Poeciliidae. Gene Ontology annotation, molecular function: protein binding. Bases 196 to 1830 code for a protein of 544 amino acids. Gene Ontology annotation, biological process: regulation of signal transduction.
GGGGGUGUCAGUCUUAGUCAGUCCAGCCUCCAGUCAUGCGUGAUUGUUCAGAGUUGUUUAGUGAGUGAACGCAAACAGACUAAAGCUGUGUGAAGAACAUGACAGGGGAGAGUUGAAAGUUAAUACUUUUUUGUCGGCGCCGUCACCUUUUUGUUUUAUUUUUCUUCUGUCUUUGACUUUGUUACUUAAGAAGUCAUGGAGCCGAUAACAAAGUGGACGCCAAAACAAGUUGUUGAUUGGAUGAAAGGGUUGGAUGACAGCUUGCAACAGUAUAUUAGUAACUUUGAGAGGGAAAAGAUCAGCGGAGAACAGCUAUUAAAGAUCACUCAUCAAGACUUGGAGGAGCUGGGCGUGGCAAGGAUUGGACACCAGGAACUGGUCCUUGAAGCCGUCGAUUUGCUUUGUGCUUUGAACUAUGGCGUGGAAACGGAUAACCUGAAGAAUCUUGUCAUGAGGAUGAGAGCUGCAACCAACAGUCUUCACAUUGCUACAAAUGAUCGCAGAAAAAGCCCCCCAUCUGAGGGAAGCAUGUCUCGCAAGCCACCAAAUGACUUCCUAACUUCUGUGGUGGAGCUGAUUGGUGCUGCAAAGAGCCUCCUAGCUUGGCUUGAUAGGACGCCUCUCACAGGGAUCAGUGACUUCACAGCUACCAAGAACAAGAUCAUACAGCUGUGCCUGGAGUUGACCACCACAGUUCAGCAGGACUGCAGCAUCUAUGAGAUGGAAGAAAAGAUUCUGGAAGUUUCCAAGACUUUGAACAACAUCUGUGACCAGACCGUGAGAACCACAUCGGACCCCCUCAUGAGCCAAUCUGCCUGUCUGGAGGAAGUCCAGCUGACCAACAUCAAACCUGGCGAGGGGCUGGGAAUGUACAUCAAGUCGACAUACGAUGGUUUGCAUGUCAUCACUGGAACUACAGAGCAUUCUCCUGCAGACCUUUCAAGGAAGAUCCAUGCAGGGGAUGAAGUGAUUCAGGUCAACCAGCAGACAGUGGUUGGAUGGCAGUUGAAAAACCUUGUUUUCAAAUUGAGAGAAGAUCCCAAAGGCGUGGUUCUACUACUGAAGAAGAGGCCGACAGGAACUACAAGCUUCACCCCCGCCCCACUUAAGAACAUGCGCUGGAAGCCCCCCGUACCUCAGAAUAAUUCCUCUCUGAUCCGAUCCCAGUCCCCCGCAGGUUCAGCUAAUGGUUCUACUAAAAAGGAGAAGCCAGCUAUUAUGGACUUGUACAUUCCUCCACCGCCUCCAGUGCCGUACACUCCACGAGAGAUGAGAUCAGACUCCCUCUCCAGCAUCAGUAAAAGACCGAAGGGCUCAGAGUCACCCAACUCCUUCCUGGACCAGGAGAGGAGACAACGUACCGCCAUCACAGAUUAUGACAAGUUAAACUCCGGAUGUCCAAUUGAAGCCACCGUAAUCCAGCCCAGAAUGAGGGAGCAUAAGACUUCACGUGGUAAGCCAAGGCCACUGUCGAUGCCAGCAGAUACUUGUGUUGCAGCAGUGGACACAUAUGCCAAGCCCUGGGCACAUGGCAGAAAAGGUGAGGACCUGCUGUACAGAUACCUCAGCAACGAGCGGAUUCCCACCAUUGCCGAGGAGGUCCCGUCAGCAUCCUCGCCCUACAGGCCUGCGAGGGAGCGCCAGCUCGUCCGAGUGGACCGCAUCCGACACAGCUGCUACUAUUCCAACUCAGACCUCCACAACAGUGCCACCAUCCCCUACCAGGAGGACACGAAAAAGGCCCCCGUAAGCCCCAUCUCAAAGCGCACCCCGGCAGAGCGCUCACUACUGGUCAGUUGGAUCACGCGGCUUAAGCUGUUGACUCACUGAUGAUGUGCUUCCUGUGCCAGGGCUUCUUGUUCUUGUCCUGUGUUCUUCCUGAGUGCCUUUGACGUUUAAACGUCCAGCUGUUUUUUAGCAGCUUCGGGCUCUCUCACUCUCCUCUCUGACCCCAAACCUCCAUAACUUCAUGGUGUUAGGGCUACUACCAACUACUGCUACUACUACUACUACUUCUACUACUACUGCUACUACCCACAAUCAACCUUGCUUUGUAGUAGCCUACUCACUACAUUAAGUCAUUGCCUCUUUAACACUGCCCUCAAUCCUAAUCUCAGACUACAAAACUUCUGAGAAUCUGUUUGCUCAGGUCUAGAAAAACCUUGGCUUUGUUCUCUUUGUAAACUUCUGUGUACAUAUUAAGUUAUGUAAUUUUUCCAUUGAGAUGUUCUCUGAAACAAAUAUAUAUUUAAUCACUUGAAGUUCUUUAGUUAUGUGGUUCUGUAGUUUUUCAUUUCCAAUAAAUUAUAAAGUGAAAGUAAGUGGAGAAAAAUGUUUGAUAGAAACUGCUUUGGAUUUUUAUAUUUUUCUUUCCUGAGUAUAUAUAUAUAGUACUGUGAGCAAGCAUUUUUCACUUGUAGAUUUCUUUUGCUUUUUUGUUGCUUACUUGUUAAUGAUAAUCAAAGAAGCCCCAAUAUCAGACAAAGAUAACUCAUUUAUAACUUUAUAAAUGGAAAAAAAAAACACUUGACCCACCCAUUCACACAAAGGACAUGUGUACUUUACAAAAUUUUAAUUAUAAUACUGUGAUUUGUUUCCCAUCUGUUCUUGAAUUUCUAAAAAAUUACUUAAAUUUCUCAGUGUAAUAAAUUUUUUAACCCUUGAUUCAAAUAAUGUCUAAAAAAAUUUGGUCAAAUAAGGUAAAUUUUUUAUUUAAUGUGGGGUUGAUUACUUUUUCUUUCUUUGUUUUCUUUUUUUUUUUUUUUUUUACAAAUGACCGGAUAGGUUUGCGUAGGUUUAAGUAUGGCAAAGAAAAAAAAAAAAAAAAAAAGCAAAAGCAGGAGAAAUUUUAAGGUGUUGAAAGUUGUUUUCACAUCACUGUACAUUUCGGUCUGCCACUAGUUGCCUCUUGUAAGCUAUG